Plodia interpunctella (Indianmeal moth) is the source of this 1680-nucleotide messenger RNA. Its product is annotated as facilitated trehalose transporter Tret1-like. NCBI's taxonomy places the organism in Eukaryota, Metazoa, Arthropoda, Insecta, Lepidoptera, Pyralidae. The record is from RefSeq and is a predicted model, not a curated record. Gene Ontology annotation, biological process: transmembrane transport. Gene Ontology annotation, cellular component: membrane. Bases 203 to 1627 code for a protein of 474 amino acids. Gene Ontology annotation, molecular function: transmembrane transporter activity. The transcript has 3 exons.
UUUUUCGGUUCAUGCUAUAAAGAGCGUCACUAUACUUACUGCAGUCCAUAUUUAUCUGUUUGUUAUAUCACUCAUUCAUUUAGUUUAAUUAAAACUGUAACUACAUGACGCACCUAGCUGUUAAAAUAUUUUAAGAUAGUGGAAAAAAUAAUGAGAUCUGUGCCAUGUUACUUUUAUAGUCUAAUUGAUGAAAUAAAAAAUAAUGGAGUCUAAAAAUAGGUGUUUAUCCCCAUUUUUCAUACAAUGUUUCGUCACUUUCGGCGUGUCCCUGAACAUGGCGGGAAUGGGCCUUGUGAUGGGCUUCGUGACCGCAUUACUCCCCCAGCUGCGUCUCCCUGACUCCAUCAUCGCCAUUGACGAUUCCUCCGCUUCUUGGAUUGCUUCUCUACCAGGAUUCUCCGUGGUCGUCGGAAACUUUAUAGUACCGAGCAUAAUGGGCACUUUCGGGAGACGCACAGCCAACCUCUGCAGCUUGGCCAUGGCGGCCAUUGGCUGGAUCUGCAUCGUUUUUUCCAACUCUGUCACGUUGCUCCUUCUCGCCCGCUUUCUCCAAGGCCUUGGCAUGGGAAUGAUCGCUGCAUUAGGACCUGUCCUUAUCGGAGAAUACACCAGUCCUAAAAAUCGAGGGUUGUUCCUAAUGACCAUAUCUGUAACUGUCAGCAUGGGAGUUUUCGCGAUUCAAACCUUAGGAGCGUACUUGCCAUGGAAGAUUUGCGCUUUAGCGUGUAUUGGAAUAGUUUUGUUUAAUAUGGCGGUGGUCGCGCUGUCUCCUGAAUCACCGACGUUUCUAGCCGACAAAGAAAGGUAUGAUGAGUGCAGGAAAAUGUUCAAAUACUUAAGAGGUGAUUCGGAGAAUGAAGAACUAGAGAAGAUGAUUACGACAAGAAUGAUGGCGAAAAAACAGCAAAUCGAUAAAGUCGAGACAUUUGCUGAGAAGGUGUAUUUUAAAGUGAAUUAUUUGAAGCAGACUUUCAAGAAGAAGGAGUUCUAUAAACCGAUAUUGAUAAUGUUCCACAUUUUUACUAUGUCCCAGUGGAGCGGAGUCAAUAUAUUAACUUCAUACACUGUUGUACUUUUCGAAGAAGUAAUUGGUUCAAGAUCAGGAAUAAAUAUACCAUUGAUGAUAGUGCUAAUUGGAGCGUUAAGAAUCAUGGAAAAUAUAAUAGGAAUGGUAUUCAUAAAGUUGUUGAGAAGGCGGGUGAUGUUGUUUAUAACGAUUGCAAUAAACGUGACAGCACUCUUGGCAAUAGCUGGUUACAGUUACGCCAGAGUUUGCAACUGGCUGCCUUAUGAUAUGCCUGUGGUUGGUACAAUUUUGAUUCACAUUCACAUGUUCUCAGUAGCCACUGGAGCUCUUCCAUUAGGAUAUGUUUUAGCUGGAGAAUUAUUUCCCAUGGAGUAUAAAGGACUGUGCGGCAGCAUCAGUAUGCUAUUCUUUUCAAUGAAUCUCUUCGUGAAUAUGAAAACUGUGCUUGUAUUAGUGAAUUCCUGGGGCUUGUACGGAAUGUAUUGUUUCUAUGCUGGUGUCAUGGUGUACUGUUUGAUAGUCGUAGGAAUGUUGCUCCCGGAAACUAAAGAUAGGACUCUGCAAGAUAUAGAAGAAGAUUUCAGAUGUAGAAAACAAUAGUAACUAGAUACUUGUAUAUAUUUGCAUGUUUUUAAUAAAACAUAUUUUAUUUC